UGCACCGAGAGCUCUGAUAAUUUGGGUAAGAGACCAGACGGAUUAUCUAUCUUUAAGAACUCUUUGUACAUAGUAUAAACAGAGUCCAAACGGAACGAUGCGAUUUUCCCAGAUUUAAGAUCAAAUGGCGAGUCUACCCUGAAAUAAAAAAGGGUCCAUCAAAUAUGCAGAGCAAGAUGAAGACAGUGCUGCUAGUACUCCUGCUGCUGGGAGACGCCCUGGCCAUGCCGACUAUGGAGGACAACAAGAUCCCUACUGACCAAGAGAUCCUGGGUCAGCCUGAGGAGGUUUCAUCUUUAGGACUUCCCUCUGAUGAGGAGAGCUUCAACCGACUCUCCGUCUUCUUUAAUCCUGGCAAACCUCCAGGACAAGUUGGCAGCGGCACAUACCACUUCGUAUCUUCCACAUUUCCAGAAGUAGAUGCACGGGGGUUCCAUGAGUCAGUGUUUGAUGGUAUAGGAGACUACUUUCCCUCCUGGCCAGCUCCGUACAAACGAGACAACGAUCCUCCUUACUCACCUACCUUGGCACAGCGUUUGGGUCUUCGUCCUCAUAAUCGAUUUAGGAAAAGAUCCAAUUCGUGGAGUGAACAAGAGGAACUUAAGAAAAAGUUGGACAAGUUGUAUUCAUCAAACUCAUUGCAAAGCUCUAACAUCGCAGCAAAUGACAACACGGACUCAGCAGGUAUAUAUGAAAGACUGGCAGAAAACAAGACUGAACGACCAUCGAAGAGACUUUCUAAAAGAGAAGCUCAUUCCCCACCGAACGAUAUCAAUGGGAAAUCACUUGUUUGGUUGAAACAAAAUAAAGCAAACGAUGAGGUAGGAUGCAAUGAAAACUAUUGUGAUAUUAACAAACGAUCAGGGGCUAGAUAUGUGAGAGGGAUGGAAAUGGGGUCGUCUGGGUUUCAUGGUGACGUUUUCAGCAGGGACUUUGGAGAUUUCAGUACGAUGAAGAAAAGAUUGAAAGGAUCUCUAGGAUUCCACGGAGACACGUUUUCAGGUGGGUUUGGAGACUUUGAGACUAUGAAACGAGCACAUGAUCACAAAGACUUGGUUUCCAAGCUUAAGGAUUUUAUGAGAAUCAUAUCAACGGACAAAGACGAUGAAAAUUAUGUAAACGUUGAUUCGGAGGAUGAUCUUGUGAGGAAAACUAUUGAUGAAAUUGACGCAAUCAAGUCAAGAAAACCAGAGAUUGCUUCAAUGGUAGAUCAUGGGGAUUCUUUCAAUGGUGAGUUUGGGGACUUAUACCCUAUUAAAAAAAGGAAAGCAAUGGGGUCAAUGGGGUUCCACGGGGACACUUUCAGUCAAGGGUUUGGAGACUUUGAUACAUAUAAGAAGCGAGCACCUGCUGGAGCUAUGGGGUUUCAUGGUGAUACAUUCAGUCAAGGCUUUGGGGAUUUCGAUCCUUACAAGAAAAGAGCUCCUUCUGGAGCCAUGGGUUUUCAUGGAGACACAUUUAGUCAAGGCUUUGGGGAUUUUGAUCCAUACAAGAAAAGGGCUCCUUCCGGAUCCAUGGGGUUUCAUGGAGACACAUUCAGUCAGGGCUUUGGGGAUUUUGAUCCUUACAAGAAAAGGGCUCCUUCCGGAUCCAUGGGGUUUCAUGGAGACACGUUUAGUCAAGGCUUUGGGGAUUUUGAUCCUUACAAGAAAAGGGCUCCUUCCGGGUCCAUGGGGUUCCAUGGAGACACGUUUAGUCAAGGCUUUGGGGAUUUUGAUCCUUACAAGAAAAGGGCUCCUUCCGGAUCCAUGGGGUUUCAUGGAGACACGUUUAGUCAAGGCUUUGGGGAUUUUGAUACAUACAAGAAAAGGGCUCCAUUGGGAGCAAUGGGAUUUCAUGGUGAUACUUUUAGUCAAGGUUUUGGAGACUUUGACCCAUAUAAGAAAAGGGCCCCGUCAGGUGCCAUGGGAUUUCAUGGAGACACCUUUAGUCAAGGGUUUGGAGACUUUGAUCCAUACAAGAAAAGAGCUCCUUUGGGUGCUAUGGGAUUCCAUGGUGACACCUUCAGCCAAGGGUUCGGAGAUUUCGACACUUAUAAAAAACGAAGACCCAUGGGAUCUAUGGGAUUUCAUGGAGACACUUUCAGUCAAGGGUUUGGUGACUUUGAUACAGUAAAGAAAAGAAAACCUAAUGGGGGAUCUAUGGGAUUUCAUGGAGACACCUUUAGUCAGGGAUUCGGUGAUUUCGAUCCUCUGAAAAAACGAAAAUCUGAAAUGGAUUUAUCAACAUCCCAUGGAGAAUCGAUCAAAAGGAAAAGGAGUGUUCGAACAGCCAGCCCAGAAACAUACAACACUGAAGAAGAAAAGACUGAGGACAAGAAGUGUUGUUCGGAUUCCAGUAUUCAGAGGCAUCAAGAAGUGCACUAGUUACCAGAUGUUACCCUUUAAUAAACUCGAUGUGGUUUAUUUUCUCUCUUCUCGACCACUUUACUCUAAAACUGUUGUAUUCAAUAAAAUUGAUUAUUUUAUUAAGUGUCUA
Molecule: messenger RNA, 2478 nt
Organism: Macrosteles quadrilineatus (aster leafhopper)
Lineage: Eukaryota; Metazoa; Arthropoda; Insecta; Hemiptera; Cicadellidae
Exons: 8
Coding region: 165-2366 (733 amino acids)
Source: RefSeq, a predicted model, not a curated record